Molecule: messenger RNA, 1395 nt
Organism: Saprolegnia diclina VS20
Lineage: Eukaryota; Oomycota; Saprolegniomycetes; Saprolegniales; Saprolegniaceae
Exons: 8
Coding region: 1-1395 (464 amino acids)
Molecular function (GO): hydrolase activity
Source: RefSeq, a predicted model, not a curated record
AUGCGCUGCCUCCACGUGCUUGCGGCGCUGCUGCCGGCCGCGGCCGCCAAGACGAUCCUACACAUCUCCGACAUCCACCUCAACAUCACGCUCAAUGAGCUCAACUACGGCCACGACUCGAGUCCGCGGCUGCUCGAGUCGGCACUCGCGUACGCGCAGAGCGUCUUACCCAACCCCGACCUCUUCUUGCACACGGGCGACUCGGUCGCGCACACCAAGCACAACGAGUCGGUCUUGCUGCAGAGCGUGCGCCAGAACGUGCAGGCCAUGGAGCGCUACUUCCACGCGCGCAACGCCACCGCCAUCGUGGGCAACGCCGACUGCGUCAAGGACUAUCUCAUGAACGUCACGGACCCGGCGAGCGGCACGAACCCGACGAUCGGCAUGAUCGACGCGGCGUGGCGGCCGUCGCUGACGCCGGCGCAGUUCCAAGCCUUCGACACCCGUGGCUACCUCUGGUACCAGCUCGAGACGAACCUCAUUCUCGUGACGCUCAACACAGUUCCGUACUCGGUCCGCCACGCACCCAAGACGACCGACAUACCUGAUCCGUUUGGCCAGUUCGCAUGGCUUCACCACGUCUUAUCGGAAGCCAAAGCGAACGGCUCGUACGUGUACAUUGCGGGACACAUCCCGCCGAUCAUCGACUCGUAUGCGGGCAAGCAGCAGUGGGAGGUGCAGUACAUUGUGCAGUACCAAGCGAUCGUGCAGCAGUUCCCCGACAUCAUCAAGGCGCAGCUGUUUGGCCACGUCCACAACAUAGAGUACCGCGUCCCGAUCCCGACGCUAGAUGGCGCCGAAGGCGUGCCCCUCUUCGCGACGGGGGCGGUCUCGCCGUACUUUGGCAACAACCCGUCGUUUACGGUGUGGGAGUACGACAAUGGGACUUACGACCUGCUGGACUUUACGGUGUACGCGACCAACUUUACGGACACGCUCGUCGACUCGAAGAUUGUCGGAUGGAAAAAGGUCUUUACGGCGUCGACGGCCUACAACAUCACGGACCUCUCAAGCACGACGCUGCGCAGUCUCACGCAGCGCAUGAAGAACGACUCGGCUCUGCUUUACGAGUACUACCGCCACACCAAGGCCGACUCGAAGCGCCUCCCGCCGUGCACCAACGACGACGACUCUGCGUGCUUGGACGGUAUUCUCUGCACGCAGACGUGGUUCACGACGCCCGACCAGUACCUCGAGUGCGUCGACGAGCGCAUCGAGGAGCGGGGCGGCCGCCGCCGGCUCAUCCACGCGAUCCCCCGCAUCAGCUGGUUCUACGCUCUCCUCAUCUCGGCGGUCGUCUCGGUCUUGGUGAGCCAGCUCCUCGUGUGGCUCCACCACCGCCUCAAGCGCACCAACUACGUCUCGAUCCGCGACCCCGUGCACGUCGAGCCGUAA